Messenger RNA from Magnusiomyces paraingens, 4503 nucleotides. RefSeq lists its product as uncharacterized. The coding region runs from base 1 to 4503 and encodes 1500 amino acids. NCBI's taxonomy places the organism in Eukaryota, Fungi, Ascomycota, Dipodascomycetes, Dipodascales, Dipodascaceae. The transcript is spliced from 2 exons. Gene Ontology annotation, biological process: Golgi to vacuole transport; protein targeting to vacuole; Golgi to endosome transport. Gene Ontology annotation, molecular function: protein binding. Gene Ontology annotation, cellular component: Golgi apparatus; membrane. The record is from RefSeq and is a predicted model, not a curated record.
AUGCGAUUCUCACCUUCUCCCAUCCUGGUAGGCGUCCUGGCCGCGUUCUCACUCGGCUCAAAGGUCUUCGCCUUGCCAGAAAUCACAAAGUCUCUUUUUGACUCGGCACCAAGUACUUUUGUAUACUUUGAAGAUAGCCCGAAUCUUCUCUAUCUCGAUGAACAAGGCUCUCAGCUUAGAAAAUCUAGAGACGAUGGAAAGUCUUGGACUACCGUCGAUCUUGGGAACUCGGACCCCAUUACCAACAUCAUCACUCACCCUUCUGACAAGAACCGCGCUUACGUUGUUACUUCCGGUAAAACCCACUAUGGUACCAAAGAUCGUGGCGAUUCUUGGUUUACAAUUGAAGCUCCUCUUAGACCUUCUCCUCAAGGCUCCGCUUUUCUUUUCCAUGGCUCCAAGUCCGAUUUUGUUCUUUAUGCUGGUAUUGACUGCUCUGACGAUGCGUUUUAUGAGGGCCAGUGUAUAACCAAGUUUUCAUAUACCACUGACAACUUUGCAAACCCUCCAAAGCAUUUGAUUGCUGCUCACCAAUGUCUCUUUCUCCAGGCUAACAAAUACUUUACUGCCGGAAAUGAAAACACCGUUGUCUGCUCGGUCAACUCAGAGCUUGAACCUAAUAAUAAUCUCCCUAGCAAUCGACGUGUUGUUCUUUCAUCCGACUGGUUCAAAACCCGUGAGUAUGCUCGUCUUGAUGGCGAAAAUAUUCGCGGCGUUGUCGGUCUCGGUGUAGCCUCCAAGUUUCUCGUGGCCUCUGCCAAGCACAAGAACAACAAAUAUGUUUCUCUUCUCGUCUCCCUCGAUGGCAAAACCUGGGAUGAAGCUGAGUUUUUGGAUCACGACGGCUCUUUCACACAGUUUUCAAUCACCAUUCUCGAAUCCAGCACACAUUCUCUCCACAUUGAUGUUCUCAAGGACGGCUCGGACAUGAGUGGCGACUUUUACAUUUCAAACUCAAACGGUACUUAUUUCACAAAAACUUUGGAACACACAUACCGCAACUCCCGUGGCUUUGUCGACUUUGAAAAGCUUGAAAAUGUGGACGGUAUCCUCAUUGCAAAUGUUGUUUCCAACUGGGACAAACCUGACAGCAAUGGCAAACCCCCUCUCCGUACUAAAAUUUCUUAUGACGAUGGCCGUACUUGGAGCUAUCUUUCUGUUGACGAUUCCGAGUGUAAGGGUGACGAGUCUUGUGGCCUCAAUCUUCACUCCAUCUCUGACAAAAACAAUGUCGGUAGAAUAUUUUCUUCUCCUUCCCCCGGAGUAAUUGCUGGUAUUGGUAACACAGGAACCAGCCUCAGUGCCUAUGACGAUGGCGACAUGUACGUUUCGCAUGACUCUGGUCUUACUUGGAUCCGUUCCCGCUCUGAUGCCCACAAGUAUGAGUUUGGUGACUCUGGUAACGUUAUGGUCGCCAUCAAUGAUGAAGGUAGCAGCAACACAAUGUCUUACUCUCUUGACCGUGGUAUCUCUUGGAAAGACUUUAGCUUGGGAACUGACUUUAAGCCAAAGUACCUCUUUACCACUCAGGAUUCCACUUCUCUCCAGUUCAUUCUUAUGGGCAAACCUAGCGACAAUAAGGAUAAGUUUGCUGUUUACUCCAUUGACUUUGACGGCAUUUUCCCCCGCCAAUGUGAACUCAAAGAAGAUGGUACAGCCGACUUUGAAAAAUGGUAUGCCCGUUGGGAAGACAGAACCAAUCCCUCUUGCAUCAUGGGCCAUAAACAAUACUUUUGGCGUAAGAAAAAUGAAGCCAAGUGCUACGUUGGUAACAAGUACAAUGAGCAAACCGCUCUUGAAGAAACUUGUGUUUGCACUCGUGCUGACUUUGAGUGUGAUUACAACUUUGUCAAGAGAUCUGAUGGUACUUGUGUCCCCACUGAUGCCUUUGUCGAAGACAAAGGCUUGUGCCCUGAAGGCAAGUCCAAGACAUACACAGGGAAAAGUGGUUACGUUCUUAUUCCAGGAAAUAAUUGUGUUCGCCGUGAUGGUGGUGUCAGCAUUGAUAAGCCAGUUUUGAAGAAUUGUGAUGGUACCCUUGCUGAUCCAAACGCUGACCAUGGUGGAGAUGAUGACAGCAACCAUAAUGACCCUGACUUCCGCGGCGUUCGCUCUAAGAUCACCGACUUUUCAGGCAAGAUUCUCGACUAUGUUUAUCUUAAGACUGACCAAAAUUUCCAUGCUGAAGAAACCGUUCUUUUGAGAACUGACGAAAAUAAAGUCUUUAUCAGUCACAGCCAUGGCUUCCAGUGGGAAAAGGUUCCGACCGAUAAGGAAAUCAUUUCAAUCUACACUAACCCCUAUUUUGCGAACCAAGUCUACCUCAUUACCACUGCUGAAGAAGUAAUUUACUCUACUGAUCGUGGCCACAAUUGGAAGACUUUCCGUACUCCGGCUCAGCGCAACAAUAUGGGCAUCCCCUACCUCACUUUUAGUGAGAAAAAUGCUAACUGGAUUAUUUGGGCCGGUGAGAUUGGCUGCGAAAACCCAUUUUCCCCCACAUGCCACACCGUCGCCUAUUAUUCUCGCUCCGGUGGUGAGCGCUGGAACCUUCUUCAAGAAAAUGUCCGUCGUUGCUUGUUUGCAAAUGGCCUUGAAGCAUCAGAGUCUGACCGCCGCAUCUUUUGUGAGCGCCUUUAUACUUCUCAGGAUGGCCAUAUCAAAAACAAACUCAUUACUUCCGUUGAUUUUUUUGAAACCUAUGAGACACCUUUUAUUGAUAUUAUUGGGUUUGCUCUAGAACAUGAGUUCCUCAUUGUGGCUACUGUUAAGGAUGAUGGAGAAUCUCUUAAUGCUUAUGUUUCUGUUGACGGCACGAGUUAUGCUGAAGUUAGAUUCCCAUCAAACUUUAAGAUUGGCAAGCAACAAGCUUACACAAUUCUUGAGUCAAUUACCCACUCAAUUUUCCUUCACGUCACCACAAGCUCUCGCGCAGGAUCCGAAUUUGGUACUAUUCUCAAGUCAAACUCCAAUGGUACUGACUACAUUUCUUCUUUGGAUCUUGUCAACCGUAACGAAGAAGGCUUUGUUGAUUUUGAAAAGAUGAUUGGCCUUGAAGGUGUUGCUAUAGUUAAUGUUGUUGAAAACCCUGAAGAGGCCUUCCAAGGUUCAAGAAAGAAACUCAAAACUAAAAUUACCCACAAUGACGGUGGUGAGUGGGCUUACAUUCGUCCCCCUAUCUAUGAUUCUGAGGGCAAUAGAUAUAAGUGUCCAGGCUCUUCACUUAAUCGCUGUUCUCUCAACGUUCACGGUUACACUGAGCGUGUUGAUUAUAGAGAUACCUUUUCUUCCGGCUCAGCUGUUGGUAUGAUGCUUGCUAUUGGUAAUGUUGGUGAAUACCUUACCCCUCUCCACAAUGGCAACACCUUCUUUACCAAGGAUGGUGGCAUCACCUGGAAAGAAAUCAGAAAGGGCGCCUACAUGUGGGAAUUUGGUGACCAAGGUUCUAUCAUUGUUAUUGUGAAUGGCCGUGACAAUACCAAUAUAAUUUACUACACUAUUGAUGAAGGGACAACUUGGCAAGAGUACAAGUUCAGUGAUGAUCUUGUUCGUGUUGAAGAUAUUGUCACUGUUCCCUCUGAUAAUUCUCUUAAGUUUUUGCUUGUUGGCCGUCCACCUCUUAGUCGUGGUGAACGUUCCUUAACGAUUCAACUCGACUUUUCCUCGAUUUUUAGUCGAAGCUGCGUUUUGGAUGAGAACAACCCAAAUAAUGAUGAUUUUGAUUUGUGGACCCCUUCACACCCCUUCCAAGCCGACAAUUGCUUGUUUGGUCACGAGACCCAGUACUACCGUAAGAUCAAGGGUCGUGACUGUUUUGUUGGCCGCUCGCUUCUCAAGCCCUACCAAGACGUACGUAACUGUACUUGUGGCCGUCAAGAUUAUGAAUGUGAUUUCAAUUAUGAGCCUGGCGUCGAUGGCGCCUGCCAUUUGGUUUCUGGUUAUACCCCACCUGACCAUUCUCUUAUUUGCACAGAAAUGCCUGGCACCAUAGAAUACUGGAUCCCGACUGGCUACCGUCGCAUUCCUCUUAGUACUUGCGAAGGUGGCCGCGAGUUUGAUAAGGUUGAAGCUAAGCCCUGCCCUGGACGAGAAAAGGAGUUUGAAAAGAAACAUCGUGGGCUGCACGGCUUUGGAUUAUUCCUGGUGAUUGUUUUGCCCAUUGGCAUGACUGCAGUUAUUGGAUACAUUAUGUGGGAUCAUUUCUCCAAGCGCUACGGCCAGAUUCGUUUGGGUGAAGAGGAAGAGAACCAGAAUAUAUUCAUCAAUGCCUUUGUUGUCUCUGUUGCAGCUGUCAUUGCAGUUGUAUCAGUGGUGCCCGACUUUUUCCGCAGCCUGGUGCGCACUGUUCAAAACAAAUUCAAGCGCUCGCGCCGGUUCACGAGCCGUCGGUCGCUUGCCCGCGGGAACGAUUACAGCGUCGUGGCAGCUGCCGAAGACGAGCUGCUGGGUGAUGACGAGUCUGACAUUGGACUAGACGAUGAUGAGCAGCAUCACAGUACCUAG